AUGUGCAGCUCAGGCAGGGCACUUGUGGACUCAUUACCCCGUGUUGAGGGGCCGCAGCCCAGGGAGGAUAAAAAUGUGGUGACCCAAAAGACUGUGACCUGUAAAGCUGACAUAAUCUGGCGGCUUUGUGGAGGCAGUAAGGACCUCUCAUGGCAGCGCGACACUCUCCUUCCACCUCCGCCCAGAGCAGACGCCAUUCUGGAGGCGGCGGACAGAGAUCCAUUCUACUGCAGCAGCCACAGGGAGGGCUUUAGGGAAGAGAAGAUGCAGAUACAACAGCUUGUAACUGCAACAGAGUGGAACGAGGAGCAGCGGCCGCCAUGA
Knipowitschia caucasica is the source of this 324-nucleotide messenger RNA. Lineage: Eukaryota; Metazoa; Chordata; Actinopteri; Gobiiformes; Gobiidae. The record is from the annotation of a GenBank genome assembly.